This is a messenger RNA of Pseudoliparis swirei, 3155 nucleotides long. RefSeq names its product myeloid-associated differentiation marker-like protein 2. The transcript is spliced from 2 exons. Gene Ontology annotation, cellular component: membrane. The record is from RefSeq and is a predicted model, not a curated record. Bases 139 to 1062 code for a protein of 307 amino acids. NCBI's taxonomy places the organism in Eukaryota, Metazoa, Chordata, Actinopteri, Perciformes, Liparidae.
GUCACAAUCACAUCUUUUGGACUCUCCUUGCCUCUUGUUUUUGCCAGACUGGACUUUGGACUUUGAACUCGUCUUCCUCAGGUUCCUUUGAAGAACUCACUGGACACAAUUAAUUUCGUCUUCGACACUCACCGAGUUAUGGAUUCUCACGGUGGUCCGUACCUCAACAUCAGGGCCCUCUGCUCGCCGCUGGGCGCCGCCCGCCUUUGCCAGUUGGCCACGGGCUGUGCGGUGAUCGCCAUGGUGACCCACAAUGCCGGCUUCAGCGGCUCGCACGGCGUGUUCUGCAUGGCGGCGUGGUGCUUCUGCUUCGCCAUGACGGUCGUGGUGUUUUUCCUGGACGCCACUCGUCUCCACAGCUGCCUCCCCGUCUCCUGGGACAACCUCACCGUCACGUGCGCCGCCUUCGCGACGCUCAUGUAUGUGACAGCCUCCGUGGUCUACCCGCUCUUCUUCGUCCAAUCAGAGUGCCCCUACGCCGGCUGCGCCGUCAGAAACUUCCGCAUCGCGGUGACGGCGUGCUCCAUCCUGGGCGCUCUGGCCUACGGGGCCGAGGUGGCCCUGUGCCGGGCCAGGCCGGGCCAGGCGGUGGUGGGCUACAUGGCCACCGUGUCCGGCCUCCUGAAGGUCGUCCAGGGCUUCGUGGCCUGCAUCAUCUUCGGAGCGCUGGCCAACGGGAGCGAGUAUUCCCGUUACGCCGCCACCAUCUACUGCGUGGUCGUCUACGCCUUCUGCUUCGCUCUGACCGCCGUGGUGGUCGUGAUGACCGUGUGCGGGCGGACGAAGGCCGUGCGCUGCUUGCCCUUCGACCGCUUCGUGGUGGUGUGCACCCUCCUGGAGGUGCUGCUCUACCUGAGCGUCUCGGUGGUGUGGCCGGUGUUCUGCUUCGACGCAAAGUACGGCUCUCCGUGGCGGCCGUCGUCGUGCCCUCAGGGUCGGUGUCCGUGGGACAGCAAGCUGGUGGUGGCCGUGUUCUCCUUCGUCAACUUCGCGCUGUACGUGGCCGACCUGGUUUACUCUCAGAGGAUACGGUUCGGCUCCUCGCGUAACCCACGAGUGUAGCGCCACCAGGAAGCCCGUGCAACGAUCAUAUCGGGGGGGACACGUUUAAGCUAUUCAUCGGCUUCCAUGUGUCACGGGGGGAUUAGGGUGGACCCAAAUGCACGACUCAGGAGACAGAUAAUGCAAAUAAAGAUCCUUUACUGAGAGCGUCGUCAGGAACGGGACAGACAGAAUAAUCAAACACACUGUGGAACGCUCGAGGGCUUGGUCGGAAAAACACAAGACAAUCUGGCAGAGGACAAGGGCAAGUGAGGGAACCUAAGUAGACAGGGACUAACCAGGGAAUGGGCAACAGGUGAGAUGGGCAUGAAGACCAGGUGAAGGUAAUGAGGGACUAACGAGGGAGUGAUCAGAGGCAGGUGAAGGGAGUUGGACUGACGAGAUGGGAAGCAGGAUCUGGAAUGACGUGAUAGUUAGUGAGACAGGAUGAAAACAAGUAAUAUAAAAAGGAAGGUGUGGAGCUAAACUGUACACCAUGUUGAUUUUAGGGGGGAGGAUUGAAUCAAAAAUCCCGUCCCUGGACAUCACCGGUCGAACUCGGAUGGCACCCGGAUACCUCGACUUCGACGUGAAACUAUUUCUGGAAUGUGAACGAGGAAUGUUUGAACGCCACGUUCCCGUGUGCCUCGCCCCUCUGAGGUGACGCCCUAUCUCUUUAACUCACCCACGCAGACAAGUCCCACUGGUAUGUCCUACCAAGUCCUCACAAACCAAGAUACUCCCACUAUUCUUGACCAGUGGCAUAACACACACACACACACACACACACACACACACACACACACACAUAAUACACAAGGUCUCGAGUAUAAAUAGUAAAUCUAGCAUUGGCAUCCGUGGCAUCCCUGGCAUCUGCGAAGCCCUCACCGAAGGUCUAAGGACAUUACCCUGGCUGCCAAAAAUAAAUAUGAGCUGUCUGCACUCCUGAAGCAGUGACACAGCAUUUAUUCCAGGCUGCUUCGUCGAGUCCUCUGACAGUCUGCAGUUUGACUGCCAUUUAAAAAAAAUAUUUUUAAACACAGUAUUCACAAUUGCGCAAUCUGUACCUGGUCAGUGUGACCGAGACAUGUGCGCACACAGACGAUGGAACAUGUGACAUAUGUCAAAUGCUUAGAACUUCUUCUUUUUUUUACAUUCACACUAUCAUUUUUUAAAUUACAUGCACUAGUAGUUAUAAAUCUGCAGAUGAUUAUUAGAGAGAGCGCUCCGGGAGAGUGAAGUAGUUUAAUGUUUAAUGCUCAAACACACUAUAGGACUACAGGAGAUGAAUGUGGAUCACUGUUGAGUUAUUUUGAAGUUGUAUUAGUGAUGUGUACCUAUGUUACGUUGUUUACAUUUUUCUUAUAGCCCAACCACGAUGUCUUUUUUGAAACCUAACUAACUGGUUUUUGCUGCCAAAGGGUUUUUAUUUUAAUUUGCAUCGUUGACCUCGUGUUAACUGGGACCGCGCUGGGCCACGUGUUUUGUUUUGAUCAUAUUAUUUUAUUUAUUUGUAUGACAUAAAGACUUUCCUUUACCAUAUGAAUGGAUGUUAUAUAUUCAUAUUCAAAAUAAUGCUUUUCUUUGGGUAUAUUUAUAUUAAGCUGAUGAGGAUCAGCUGGUAUAAGAGGAAGGGGGCGGGACCGAGUCUCCGGUUUUAUUUCUUUAUCUAGAACGGGACAUCGGCACAGUGUUUGACCUCUCGUUAGAACUCAAGUUAGACUUAUGAUUUUGUUAACUUUGAUAAAAAAGAAAAUAAAUCGCAAAACAGCUAAAAGAGAGCGAACGUUAGACUCACAGACACCAGGUGACCAGAAACAGAUGCAGAAUAAAUGCUAAUGUUACUUUGUGUCUGCCAGAUGUGUAAUUAUGCUAACAAGUUUGUUAUAUAUGAUAUAAUGCUAUAUACAUGUUGUGUUUACAGCUUUGUUGCACACCCACCAUGUGCACACGUUUAAUAUAAUUGUACCUAUACAAUACUGUAAUAAUGUAAUAACCUGCCAGUGUUAUUCGAGUGGCGUAGGACUCCUUGUCUUGUGAUCAUCUUUAAAUGUAAUCCUCAAACAAUGUUCAGUGUAUUCUGCUUGUGUCCAGUAAAUUCACAUUUUAUUUCA